GAAGAGCGCCCUCCAUUGACGAGAACUGGACAAACACGAGUCCUAAGCAAGAUGAGCGACCUUAAAAUCGCCAAGAGAAAUCUGUCCGAUGCAAUCGGCGAUAACAUCAAACAGUACUGGUCCAACAUGAAGUUGUGGUACAGACAAAAAAUAACAAAAGAAGAAUUUGAUUUAGAAGCCCGCCGUCUUCUAAAUGAUGAAAACGUUCAUUUGCACAAUGAGUUUCUGGUGACAGUAUUGACAAGAUGUCAAGUGCUUAGUUCAGAAUCAUCAGCAGAGGCGGCCAAGGUCAAGAGCAGCAAUUUGUCAAGCAGCUCAGACAAGGCCUCCAAGAAGAGCAAACCACCAAAGAAGAAGAAAGUCCUGGUCAGACCCACCUUUGAGAAUCGCUUUGUGCCAUCAGAUCCCAUGCUGAAGGCGCCCGCAGUGGCCAUGCAGGUUGAAGAGUCGUUGGACUUCUGCGCUCGGAGUUUGUUCUUACCAGACGCUGCCAUGCUGCACGGGCGUGUCUUUGUGACGGCGUGGGAGUGGGGCGUCGACAAUGUCUCAGGAGCUACUAUACCCUUGAUAACACACUCAGUGCAGCACAUACUGAAGAACGUGAUCAGUGCUGUCAUUACUCGGCGCAGUGGCUACAGUGUGCGAGACGGCAAAUUCAAACACAACAUGGGUGCCGUUCUGCAACUACCGUCGCUCAGAAGCCAGGCGCGAGACCGGUCUCAUCGUGAGAAAAGUUGUAAUGGCGUCAACAUGGAAACUGCAUCCGGCCAGUACGCAGUCACCAGACCAGACUCAGAGACCAGUGAACAGUGCGCCGUCAUGCAGCAAGCAACGUCUGGUAACCCGCCUCCUCAGAAGCCUGUAUCAGUCUAUGACUUGCUAGAUGCUUUGCAGGUUCAUCGCGGCGUUCUGGAAUCCCACACCGUCAGCUGUACUGCAGUGGAGCGGACCAUCGUCGGACUGUGGCAUCCAGAUCACGACGAAAUACACCAAGAUGAAAUCCAGAGGCAGCAAUUAGCCCAGCAACAAGAUGAGCUGAUGAUAACAUAACAGACGUAGUGUGGUCGGCUAUAUGCUCUGCGCAUGAAGUGUUGAGGGCAAUCUGUCCCCUCAGAUAGAACAGUACCAGUUGUUGGCUAUUGUGAUGUGGGAUAUGACGUUUUUGCCCCGAGGGGGUUAAAAAUGACAUAUCCCACAUCAUAGCAGUCAACGAUUGCUUUGUUAUAUCGUGCAAAUC
Molecule: messenger RNA, 1237 nt
Organism: Patiria miniata (bat star)
Lineage: Eukaryota; Metazoa; Echinodermata; Asteroidea; Valvatida; Asterinidae
Gene: tada1
Product: transcriptional adapter 1-like
Exons: 9
Coding region: 52-1050 (332 amino acids)
Biological process (GO): regulation of transcription by RNA polymerase II
Cellular component (GO): SAGA complex
Molecular function (GO): transcription coactivator activity
Source: RefSeq, a predicted model, not a curated record